AUGCCGGCUGUGCCGCACGCACCGGGCUGUGCCCUGCGGCUGGCACCGAGCCCGCCCCUCGGGGGGACCCCGCUGGGGCUGGCAGUCACCGGUGCGGGCCCCCAGCACCGCCUGGGAGACCCUGACCCCGCUCCCGGCGGCCCCCAGUGCAACACGCAGGACUACACGUGGCACAAGGGCACGCGCUGCGAGUCCAUCGUCACCGACUUCCAGGUGAUGUGCGUGGCCGUGGGCUCGGCCGCGCUCGUGGUGCUGCUGCUCUUCAUGCUCACCGUGUUCUUCGCCAAGAAGCUCUACCUGCUCAAGACGGAGAACAGCAAACUGCGCAAGACCAAAUACCGCACCCCGUCCGAGCUGCACAACGACAACUUCUCCCUCUCCACCAUCGCCGAGGGCUCCCACCCGAACGACGAUCCCAGCGCUCCCCACAAGCUGCAGGACUCGCUGAAAUCCUGCCUGAAGGACGAGGAGCCCUUCAACAUCCACAACUCGACGUCGCCCAAGCACGACAAAGGGGAGCAGGACGCGGGGGAGCUGAACUGCCUCCAGAACAACCUGACGUGAGCGGCGUGGCCGGGGGGCGCAGCCGGGCUCGCCCCGCUCCCCUCUCCCCCCGCCGCCCUCCCCUUCCCGCUCCGUGGCAUGCUUUGGUGUGUUUUGUACAGAGGAAAGCGAAAAUUCCGGUGAUAAUUCGGCCGUGUCGUGGGGGGUGUUUGGUUCGUGCUCCGUGUUUCUCGCUUGGGUUCGUUCCGCGCUGUGGUUUCUAAACCUUUGCCGUUCCGCAACUGACUUUUUUUGUACUUUUGCCCCACUUUUUUUGAAAUACAGGUAAAAACAACAAAAAAGGAGGAAAAA
This is a messenger RNA of Ficedula albicollis (Collared flycatcher), 855 nucleotides long. It is a transcript of the gene CSPG5, whose product is annotated as chondroitin sulfate proteoglycan 5. The record is from RefSeq and is a predicted model, not a curated record. Gene Ontology annotation, biological process: nervous system development. The transcript has 4 exons. The coding region runs from base 1 to 564 and encodes 187 amino acids. NCBI's taxonomy places the organism in Eukaryota, Metazoa, Chordata, Aves, Passeriformes, Muscicapidae.